GUUGGUCGACGUCGAAGUAAUCGAUCGAUGAGCGAACGGAAUAAAACGCGAAAGGUUUACGGUUGCGACCGCGAGAUGUCAGAACUCGAGGAUGCUAGGAGGACAGGGAAACGCCGUGCGCGGCUCGCAUCGUCCGUCAGAGUAAACACAAGCACGAGCAUAGGCAUAAGCAAAAGCAAAAGCACGAGCACGAACUCGGGCGAGAGAGGCGCCUCGUGUUGUACCGCCGCACUGCUCUACCGCUGUACCACCACCGCCAGUCUGCCAGUAGUGGCAGAUAUUUUUUGACGAGUGUUUAGACAGAAAAAUAUUCAAAGGAGAAAGCAAACGGCGAAACAGCAAACAGUGUCGGGAGAGUGAGAGGCGAGGCGACGCGACGCGACGCGACGCGCGACCAUCAAUCGGACAAAGUAAUGAUAUGUGUGGAGGAUAUAGAACAGCGGUGAGAAGAGGGCAUCAUCGGUGAGGACAUUGUCAAGACGCUUAAUGUGCGCGGUGCGGGCGCGUGGUACGCUCGAGGCGGCCACAAAUGAAGAAGAGGGAAGCCACGGCGAGGGUGGUAGAGAGGGAAGAUGUCGAGUGGCUCGGCCUCAAAGCUUGUGAACGGUCAGAAUAAGAAGGAGAACGUUCACGCGUACAAGUACGGGAACAGGAAGGGGAACGAGAGCGGCGCUGCUGGCAGCACUGCCUCUUCCAUAGUUGUUCUCGCUGGUGGUGAUACUAGUAACAGUAACAGUAACAGUAACGCUACUACUCUUGAUGCCGCUCCUAGAACUCGUGUUGAUGCUUCUAGUAUUAACAUCGCCGACAAUUUUGGUAGUGACAGUGGUAAUGAUAGAGCCUGUUUCUCUGGUAGUUGCGGCGACGGUGACAGCGGUAGUAAUAGCGGUGUCUGUGUUAUCGGCUUGACCGCCGGGGGCGUCGUCGGCAGCGUGGAGUACCACGACGUAAACUCUGCUUUCAAGGAGGAGGAGGAGGAGGAGGAUCAAGACGAUCAAACCGAGACAAACGACGAAACGGAGCUGUGUGAAACCGAGUUUCAGGACCCGUACCCGGGUACGUGUAUCGAGGCACCAAUCGUUAAUUUGACCGCCACCACUACCAACGCUACCGAUACCACCACCACUACCAUCUUUACUAUCAUCGAGCACGACGAUCAAACGACCACGGCCGUUUCUGCCGCUACCUCUUGUUACGAGGGAGACGAGGAAGAGGACAACGAGGAGGACGACGACAACAUGGUUGCGGCGAUGAACGAACACUUGUCCACCACGUCGGCCACCAGCGGCGUUCGGAGUAGCACGGUAUCGACGACCAGUACAGCUGCCAAUUCCGUUCUCAAUCAGAACAACAACAGUUGUUCUCGCAAUGAAUUCCAGAACGUCGACGAAAACGGCAAACCGGCCGCUGGAAUACUCAGUUUUCCCUGUGAUUUCGAUCACAUGUACGCCAGCAUGACAGACGGCGGAGCCCCGGCAGCUGCCACUGCCACCUCCGCUCUCGGUGUCAGCCCUCUUCGGGGCAACGAACCGCGUCAGAAUGAUUUGACGGAGGUGAAACACCUCAAGGAACUGUUGCUUCUUCAUCUCGAUUUGAUCCAACAACAGUCCGAACAAAUCGUUACCAAGGAUAAACUUUUAGCAGCACUUCGACAAGAGAACGAAACGCUUAAACUACGUUUAGAACGUAUGGACAGACGUGUGAACUUACAAAAAUUGAGAUCUGAAAAUAAUGAAAAUUCCAUUACAUCGGAGCACAUCGAAGCGUGUUCUCCUCCAAACAUCAAUUCUGUAAAUGUGCCAUCGACCAGUGAGAUUCAUAGGAAUGUUCAGACGGAGAACAAUAAUUCUCAGUAUAACGAAAGCUUUAAAAUACGUUUGAACACUAGCGGUGGAAUUACCACCGUCAAACAAGAACCAAACGAUAAUCAAGGCAAACUCGAGGCAAAAAUAGAAACUAGUAGCGAUAGUAGAUUAGAAUGGGAAGAGAGAAAGAAAAGGAGAUCGGACCCGAUACCAUUAUCCAGUGGAAGCAAAAGAAAAAGGGGUGUUUCGUGUUCGUCCACGAUCAGCAAUGAUACUUCUUCGACGGUACAGGACAAGGUGUUGGCCCACGAAUCGAAUAGAAAAGGAGAUAGAAAGGGCAAGCUGUUAGCAAAGAAACAAUCUUUUCUUACAACCGAAGAACAUUAUUAUACAGCCGUUGGCGACUCUAAUUAUACGUUAAGUUUGAAAGAACCUAGUCCUGUGGAAUGCGAUACCUCUUUGGAAGUACCAAAUUGGAGAGUAAAAAUAUAUACAAGCUGUUAUACGAUGGAAGGAACUGAAAAUUUAGACGAUGAAAUUUUCAAUAAGAGACAUUUAAAAUUGGAAAACGAUGAACGGAGAAGAAAAAGGUGGGACGUACAAAGGAUAAGAGAGCAGAGGCACAUAGAAAAACUGAAGCAGAGGCAAGAACGUCAAAAUCAUCAAGCUACCUGUUACAAUACAAAUCAUACAGGUCCCUGUCCUUCCACGGUCGAAGAAGAAGCUGUGUCGUCGCUAUGGCCUGAUAUAGAACAAAUACAAAGUCUACAAGUGGAUGCCCAAUUACCUAUUACCGCAUUUGGUGCUCCUAUUCCUAGUUUUACUCCAAGCGAAUUUUCUUUACCUUGGUCAAACAUGCCACGAUCAACUAGUCGGCGUCCAAAACGAUCGACAGGUAGAAGAAAAUCUACUCGGAGAUAAACUUUUACGCGACGACAGACUCGACUACCUUUGUCUUAUUAAUUUUUAAUCUUUCUGAUAGACUUGCUCCCUUAUAUUCCCGUUCUCUUUUCUAACAUCAUAUUCUUUAUAUUACUUGAAAUAGGGGCACCAAAGAUAUUUUUAUUACCUUUUUUAAAAUACAAUUCAGGAAAGAUAAUCAUAACUGAUAGGAGUACCUACCACCUUUUUAUUUUCUUCAUAAUUGUCGAUAAACCGUUCACUUAUUGCGAAAAUUUGUUUCAGAAAAUACUGAUUUUGCGAUUCGUUUCGUUCAAUUCGGUUGAAAGAAUCAUUUUAUUCGUACAACUACGUAUAUUGUUGCAAUUUGAUAAAAACAUACAUUAUUCAUUCAUUUGAUUUUAAUUAGUAUUUAUUAUUUAUAUCUGAAAUCUCAAUCGGAAUUGUACAAAUUAUUAUAAUAAUAAUAAUCAUCAUUAACUUACACACGCUCAGAUCGCAUGUAUUGUGUUUUGCAAUAGUUUGUAUAACGUUUCAUUUAAAAUUUAUAUUUCGAUUGAAUUGGGAAUAUAGAAAUAUGCAGAAACGCAUGCUGCAGAUACAAAAUUUGAAAAUUAAUCUGUUGCGACCACACGCGAGCGAACAAUACGAUCUAUCUCAGAUUCCUCGUAGCCCCUUUUCUUUGGUCUCGAAAGGACAAAAUUUUGGUAAAGGACAAAAUUCGUACCAAUGAAAUUGUCCCAUAACUAUUUCCAAAAAGUACCAAUGGUACAAAUGUAUUUAUUGUAUUAAAAUAUUUAUUCUUAAGGACUAGAAUACUCUUGAAACGGUGAAAACACAUGUAGUUGAUAGAAUAGAUCCUAAAAAAUUCAAAACCAUAUUGAAUCAGAUGUUUGCAAAUCUUAUUUAUUAUUAAAUAAGUUUCAAGAUAGUACAAAUCCGAAAGUUUCAAAGAACAUUAAGUCUGUGUUGAAAAGCAAAUUCUACUCAAUAUGAUUUUGAAGCGUUUAGAACGUUUACAUUACGAUGUAUUCCGAUAAGCAUCUCGUGCGUCCAUCCGGUAAAUUAUCUCAGCUAUGUUGCACCCUUUGUGGACCAUUUUUGUAGUAUAAUAAACAUAAAUUGUCUAAUUAUCUA
Messenger RNA from Megalopta genalis, 3842 nucleotides. The record is from RefSeq and is a predicted model, not a curated record. NCBI's taxonomy places the organism in Eukaryota, Metazoa, Arthropoda, Insecta, Hymenoptera, Halictidae.